ACGUUGGUUAAUGACGUAGACGUCUAAAUACACCGCACCUACCAAUGUACGGCCUUUUAGGAGCAAACCCGGUAAAGAACAAGGCGGGGGCACAGCUAUCUUUCUGCUGAGAUCUUGUCAAUCAGAUAAAAUGAUCAUCUACAAGGACAUAAUCUCUGGGGAUGAAAUGUUCUCAGACAUUUACAAGAUCACAGAAUCGCAAAAUGGAAUUUUGUAUGAAGUAGAGGGAAAGAUGAUCAGCAGGACGGAGGGCAUCGAUGACAGUCUGCUCGGGGCUAACGCAUCGGCGGAGGUGCAGGAUGACGGCUGUGAGAGCAGCACGGUCAGCGGGGUGGACAUCAUCCUGAACCACAAGCUGCAGGAGACCCCCUUCGAUAAGAACUCCUACAAGGCCUACAUCAAGGAGUACAUGAAGGCAAUCAAGUCCAAGCUGGAUGAGACCAACCCCGAGAGAGUCAAGCCCUUCAUGACGGGAGCUCAAGAAGAGGUGAAGAACAUCAUGGGCAACAUCAAGAACUACCAGUUCUUUACAGGGGAGUCGAUGAACCCUGACGGUAUGAUAGGCCUGCUGGAUUACCGUGAAGAUGGCACCACCCCCUAUAUGAUCUUCUUCAAAGACGGCCUUGAUAUUGAGAAAUGCUAACAUCCUGAGGACCGCUGAUUUUCUAUUGGAGGAUUCUUCUAGAUUCCGGACCGACCAGACCACUCUUUUACACGAUGUUUGCAAUGCAAGUUUAUUUUCAAUUACUUAUUUAAUUGGUCCUUCAUGUCAGCGCUGACUUAUUAAACCCACUGUCUGUAUUACUGAUUAAAUGAUUGAUUAUGGUA
Osmerus eperlanus (European smelt) is the source of this 828-nucleotide messenger RNA. RefSeq names its product translationally-controlled tumor protein homolog. Lineage: Eukaryota; Metazoa; Chordata; Actinopteri; Osmeriformes; Osmeridae. The transcript is spliced from 6 exons. Gene Ontology annotation, molecular function: calcium ion binding. Bases 131 to 643 code for a protein of 170 amino acids. The record is from RefSeq and is a predicted model, not a curated record. Gene Ontology annotation, cellular component: cytoplasm.